UUCUGGGUAUUGUAGUCGCAACCUGUGAGAGGCCACUCCUCCGCCACAGAGUUCCUGUAUUAGUUUAAACUCUCAGUCCCGAAAUGCUCGGUGCCUGAGAGCAAACAGAGUAAAGAGAGAGCUGUAACGUGAGGAGGUGGACAUCACAGAUACGCCCUAGAAAAAAAAAAAGUGUAAAUGAUAGUGGAUCGGCCUCUUUUCCUGCCACAGCUCCGAAGCAAAACUACAACCCACGAUGAAAAUAUGGCAGCUGGAAGGGCAAGCUCCUUCCGUCGUGUUGGGAGUCUCAUGCGGAGUAAAUCUGAGGGGACACUGAUUGAUCUGGACGACAAAGUUUCGACCACUGACAACCUGAAUGGUGGAUAUGUGACACAGAACUCCGAGUGGCCACUUUUACAGCCAGAAGUCGCACGUUCAACUCACUCAAAAAAUCCCUUUUGGAACAAGCUGUCUGGAUCAAAUCCUUUCUUAGAUGACAUCGUGCAGAACAGUACAAAUAAUCACAUUUCCAACACAUCAAAUGUAAACCAAAACAAUGAAAAAGAUUUAAACACAAAUAACGAUGACGCCAUUAGCACAUCUUCAGAUGAAGGCAACUUGGGAAAGUUUUUGGAAAACAAACAGAAAAUCGGCAACAAAUCUGGGAGAUGGAAAAGUGCUUCAGACAUCCUGGAAGAACUGGAGAGAAAAGAGCCAAAACGGGAGGACAGCUUCAGACCGCCGGGGCCGGUGCUGAACCCAGAUUUUGAGUGGCUCAAGAAUGACAGAGAGGCCUACAAGAUAGCCUGGCUGAGCCACAGGCAGCUAACGCGCUCAUGUCUGGACUUAAAUCUGAUGAGCCAGAGUCCAGGCUGGGCUCAGACACAGGCCACCGACUCUCAGGUCAUCUGCAAGAUCGGCCACACUGGAGGGUCAGUGCAGCUGCCAGACUCAGAAAUUAGCAUCCAUAUCCCAGAAGGCCAUGUUCCUCCUGGAGAAGUCCAGGAAGUUACACUGAAAGCAUUGCUAGACCCUCCUCCUGGACUCAAUAACAACUAUGUGACAACCAUGAGUCCACUUCUAGAGGUGGUCCUCAGCAACAUCAACAUAAAAGAGUGCAUCUCUCUGGAGUUGAAACUGUCUGGAGAGGUGAAGAGCGACGCGUUGAGUCAGGUGAUGACUACUGUGGUCGGGCUGGUGUCCAACAAAAGAGAGGGACCUUACCUUAAAGUGAACGACUGUUACAUUUACAAGAACAUGAUGCAGAUGAAGGUGCAGGACCUAAAGAUGCAUUUUUAUGUGAUUGCAGUCGCAGAGGCCUCUGCGAUCCAGUCUCCUGCUACGUCAGUGUGGGAUUACCUCGAUCGCCAGAUCACAGUAGCAGUUUAUGGUCCCAGGUACAUCCACCCAUCAUUCAAGGUCGUGAUAGUGGUUUGCGGUCAUGGGGAAGUCCCGUCAAGGCUCUCGUUUUCAGCCAUCUCCAAAGCCAACAAAAACGUGCCUUCACUUGUGCUGCAGCUUUGGGGGAAACAUGGGUUCAAACCAGACAAACUGAACAACCUGCAAGUCGGUGUUAGCCUCACAGGCUCGAUGUUUAAAAUCAAACCGGAGGACGAACUGAAAGAAGUGAGGCAAAGUCAGCUCAAAAUAGGGACAGUUUUGCAUCUGCCAGUUGCCUUAUCUUGUGUUAGUAACACAGAAAUGACUCCUUUUAAAUUAGAUCUACAAGUGAAGGAAUCAAACGCUGCAGCUCUUGCACAGUUCCAGGUGCCUUCCCCUCCCGCUGCACCCAUCAGAUCAGAAAAGCGAGCGCCGAGGCAGAUAGAAAAGCGGACUGAAGUAGCAAGGACCUCACCUAUUCCUGAGGAAAGUGUUCCAGAUUUCCCCAAAUUCAUAGACAGACCUGUGAACCUGCAGUGGUAUUGUGUAGCCCUAAAGUCAGUCCUCCGUCAGCCACGUGUAGACUACCUUCUGGAGUACUUCAAGGGGGACACUGUGGCUCUCCUAUCCAAAGAGACUGUCAGGUCAGUGGGCAACUCCAAAGUAAAGGAGUGGUUUAUCGGAUUCCUUCGAGGCAGGAUUGGUUUGAUUCACUGCAAGAACGUCAAGCACAUAAGCAGAAACCAGGUGAUCGACUUCACCGGCAUUGAAAUGACCACAGAGGUCCUCUUGGACAACAUGACACUGCCCUUCAAGAAGCUUACUUACAUGUACUCCGCCAUCCAGACGUUGGUCACUGAACACAUAACCAGCUGGAGACCUUUGGCUGAUACUUUCGGGUACAGCAAGCUGACACUGGACACCAUCACACGGAGAAACGCCGAAACUGCGGCUGAUAAAGUGGCUUGCGUGCUGGAACAGCUGAAGGAAGACUGCCACGCCGAGAAGAGCAGGAAAAAGUUUCUGCAUGAGCUCAUGGUGGGUCUGUUGAAGAUGGACUCUAUGAAUCUUGUGGCCCAGCUGAUUCAGAACACAGUCAUUUUGUCCACCGCUGUGGAGCUGGGAGCUCGAUGGCGGGAGCUCGCUGAGAAGAUGGGAAAACUGUCCAGCUCUCAGAUAGCGGGUUAUGAGGCGCCGCACCGAGGGAAGAACGGAGAAGUCGGUGCCCCGGCAAUGUGGAAGCCCGCCUAUGACUUCCUGUACUCCUGGAGUCAGCGGUACGGAGACAGCUACAGGGACAUGAUCCAGGAUCUGCACCUGGUCCUGGACAAAAUGAAAAACCCUGCCACCAGACAGUGGAGGCAGCUGACCGGUGCCCUAAUCACAGCGAACUGUCUCGAUAUCUUUCGAGCCUCUGCAUACCCGAAUUUCUAAACUUUAUGCAAGCGCACAGUGAUGACAGCAACAGCUACGCACUUGGGAAACACAGAGAGGUUUUGUUACACGGCAAUAUGGCUUUGAUGUUGUUACUUUGCUCUUUUUUUUUGUUGUCGUAUAGUUUUUCUCACUCAUUUUUACACAUUAGAAGCUACUUUGUUGAAAUUCAAUCAGGUACUUGCACUAAAUGUUUGGAUCUCACGUGGUGAAUGUAAAAUAUGUUAUGUGAAGGAAUAUCACUUCAUUUUGCCAAGAGAAGAAAAUGAAGUGUAGCUUGUCACUUUUCUCUAUAUAUGUCUGUGCCAAUGUGAUGAAGCCUUAACGUGAAAGUUCAUUUUGGUAGAUCAUUUUCAGUCAAAUGUUUAUGAGGUCAGUAGUUCCUGACCGAUCAACUGUUCCUGGGUAUCAAUGAUCUAAAAUGUAAUCCUUUGCCUAUUAAUAGUAGGCUAAUGCUACAUUAUACAUUUACUGUUUCUGCUAAUGAGCAUUACCUAAAGAGCAGGUUAAAUUAUUAUUUAUGUAUCUAAUUUGAUUUCUUCUACUACAUUACUUAAUCACUGACUAUUAGGAAGAUCCAUGUCACCUUUAUGGAUCCUGUGAAAGUUUGUAUUAGUGGGAUUUUUAAAGGCGCAGUGUGUAGGAUUUGGCGGCAAUAGAUCCCCCUGAAUGCUACACACUGGCCCUUUAAGUUUUAGUUUUCUAUAAUAUACUGUAAGUAGUUAAUAAUAAUGUGAACACUGUCGCUAACUAACAAUCUCAAGGGUUGCAGUACUGACAGUACAUUAGUACAUUAAAUGGAGUGAAAAUGAGAAUGUUCUACCAAAGUGAAAGUUCCCUGAUGCCAGUAAACAAACCAUAAAGACGCUACUAUACAAGUGUCAUAAACUGUUGUUUCUUAAAUAUUAGUGUAUUUUUUAUACUGUAAUGUAAUGUUUUAGAUAUGUACAAAGCAGAUCAUUUUUAUAAGAUAUACAAUGUAAGCAUUGUCUUUGUAUGAUCAUGUUUUCACUGCCAAAUGGAAACCUCAUUGUUUAGAGUGGUGCCAUAAACAGCACACAGUGCUUUCAGUCACUGAAAUGUUAGACAACAAUUGCUGUCUUUAAUACUGAAAUGGAGAUGUGUUGCAUGAGAUAUGAAUAAAUAUUAACUGAAGUAAAUGACUAAUA
Molecule: messenger RNA, 3962 nt
Organism: Sebastes umbrosus (honeycomb rockfish)
Lineage: Eukaryota; Metazoa; Chordata; Actinopteri; Perciformes; Sebastidae
Gene: macc1
Product: MET transcriptional regulator MACC1
Exons: 5
Coding region: 178-2793 (871 amino acids)
Cellular component (GO): cytoplasm
Molecular function (GO): protein binding
Source: RefSeq, a predicted model, not a curated record